Nematostella vectensis (starlet sea anemone) is the source of this 1926-nucleotide messenger RNA. RefSeq lists its product as uncharacterized. The coding region runs from base 131 to 1099 and encodes 322 amino acids. Lineage: Eukaryota; Metazoa; Cnidaria; Anthozoa; Actiniaria; Edwardsiidae. The transcript is spliced from 4 exons. The record is from RefSeq and is a predicted model, not a curated record.
GGAGAGCCCAAUUGUAAUAAAUUUAUCAAAGUAUGUGUACUUCCGCCACCCCCUUACGAUCAUAUCUCAAACCUGCCACAUGAAGACGUAAAAAACUUCGACAACACACGCACAAAUCACAAGUCAAGGGAUGAGCGUUCUUCACUCGAUCUUACGCGCUGCUAUUUUGGCGCUUUUAAUCACAAGAAGUACAGCCGCCAUAUGUUCAAACUGCCCAGGCUCGGAUGGACACAUUUCUAAAUGCACUGUAGAUGGCGGAGACCUGUUGGCGAGCGCUAACGCAGUUUCCCUCCUACAGUGCUUUGAUCAUUGUAUAAGGCAAGAGGGUUGCGAGUUCUACGCUUAUGAUUCUAAACUCAGUGUCUGCAAGAUGUACUCGAAGUCUUUGGAAAGUGUGCUUAAGAGUAAACUGGUUGAAAAGGAAGGUAGUUUUACUGCGUGGAUCAACCGUGGUCCUUUCAAACGGUGGCUGGUACCUAUUUGUGGGACAGAUGGCCUCUGUAAUGAGAUCUCGUCGUUUGAUACAGGAUGGUGUGGGAAGCCUCUGGACAUUGUCUUCCUCAUCGAUACAUACGUCACACUGUCAUCUGUCUUGACAAGCCAAAAAGCCUUCAUCGAAAACGUGCUUAAAAAAUUCGACCUCGGCCAGGAAGCCACCAUGCCUUCUGUGAUCACUUAUGACGAAGGAGCGAAGCUGGAAUUGUCCUUUAACAACUUCUCCACCAGCUCGGAAUUCUUUACCAAAGUAAGAGCAAUCUCUUUGUCAUUGGAGAGCGGUUCAAGAUACGACAAGGCAUUGAACCUUUCGGUGACGCAGGCUUUCAGUAGCCAGCACGGCGCCAGACCAUUGGCGCACCGUGUAGUGGUACUCAUAGCUAACAAUAACCUGGAUAGUGGGUCGGGUAAAGUGGCUGACAUCAAUAAUGCUGUGGCGGGCAAGUGUGCGCGCGUCUUUGUACUGACUGUUGGAACCGUGUACAAGGAUCCGGAGACAUUCGCCACAGGUCCACCGUACGCUAGGACGUUCAAUGGGUUCGCAGAUUUAAAUGCCACGGUAGAGGAUGAAAUGGCAAGAGCUUUCUGCUCGGAUUUGGUGUGACACGAAGACAAUCAUAACUGAACAGUAGUCUUUAUACUCCUGUACCAAGUGGUGUGGCACUAAGAUUGUCGGAACAGCGCCUCUUCAUUCAUGGAUGGGAAUUAUGCGCGCGCUAUCUAAAAAUAUUAUUUUAUUAGAAUACCAACUCGAAUAGAUGCUUAAAAAAGGAGCAACAUCGACCACGACCACUUUCAUUCUAAAAUUGCAAUACGACUCACCCUCGUCAAGGUUUCCGGUUCUUUUUCUUAUUGUUAACGAUCGCUGCGACUUUAAGCCCGUAAAACUUGUUUUUUUUUUUCAUAAAUGUAACUUCCACUGCAAAAUUAUUACUUUAGAAAUAAACACGAGUCGUUUCUAUGAUGGGAUGGAUUACAAUCUACUAUUACUACUAUUAUUAUUACUACAACCAUUUGCAUAGGGUUUCAUAGCCUACUAUCACUAUAACCAUUUGCAUAGGGUUUCAUAGCCUACUAUCACUAUAACCAUUUGCAUAGGGGUUUAAAGCCUAUUAUCACUAUACCCUUUUGCAUAGGGUUUCAUAGCCUACUAUCACUAUAACCGUUUGCAUAGGGGUUUAAAGCCUAUUAUCACUAUAACCUUUUGCAUAGGGUUUCAUAGCCUACUAUUACUACAAGUAUUUGAAUAGGGUUUCAUAGCCUACAAAACAAUGGUCCCGCAAGCGGGAUUACCGAAAAUUAAGACACUUUAAAUAGGUUUAAAUAAUACAUCGAUGGUCGAUCGGUGGUAUUUCAAUCAAAUUAGGUACAUCAUAAUUAUUCAUAUAGGUGUACAUUAUCUCCAUUUUAUUAAAAGAGAAAUCAGGUAAA